UGCCUUUCCCUGGUGUCGCUACCUGUUUUCACCAUGAAACCAUACAUCGGUAUCCCAGCGGUGAUAGUGCUCGUUCAUCGUGCUUGGUCGCGAAAGUCGCUGACCACCCCCGGCCUCAUUGCGGCUGCGCUGACGGCCAGCGCCCAUGCUCUUCAUCCAUGGUCCGCUCCUUUUGUCUUAUUAGGAGUAUUCUACUUUGGGGGCACCAAAGUUACCAAGGUUAAACACGAUGUUAAAGCUCGUUUGACGCUCUCCGCGACCGGCUCCGAGGGCGGCGAGGGUCAACGUACCCACAUCCAAGUCCUGGCGAACUCUGUUGUCGCUACAGUGCUUGCUCUCCUACAUACAUAUGUUCUGGCAGGGAAGCCUGCAAGCGCAACACAGUGCUUUUCGAAUGGUCAUGAUGUGGCGGAUCUGUUGGUCGUGGGAAUAGUCGCGAACUACGCCGCUGUCGCCGCUGAUACAUACUCCUCCGAGCUUGGUAUUCUAUCCAAGUCCAAACCCCGCCUGAUCACCUCUCCCACGUUCCGCGUUGUUCCCCCCGGUACCAAUGGCGGUGUAACGGGCACCGGACUCCUAGCAGGAGUGCUGGGUGCAUUUACAAUUGCCGUGUCAUCCGCUGCUAUUCUACCUUUCUGCUCCGAAGGCGAUACUCUCUCGACACUCAAGAGCCGGGCUCAGUGGAUCCUGGCUGUGACAAUGUGGGGAGGUUUGGGCAGUGUGCUGGAUAGUGUCUUGGGUGGAUUGCUCCAGGCCAGCGUGGUGGACAAGAGAACAGGAAAGGUCAUCGAAGGAGCCGGUGGCCAGAAGGUCCUUGUUCACCCCUCUUCUACUAAGCCCGGCGUCCCAGCUGAUACCACCGGUCUGAAGCCUGCCGGAUCAAGCUCGAGUGCGCAGGUACACGCCACAGAGGCAGUCGCUAACACUGCCACUCUGAAAGGAACCAGGGCUACUGGAACGUCGACGGGGACGUCCGCAGGAGAAACUGAAUCGGGACACGAAAGCCGGAGGGUAGAGAGUGGACGGGACCUCUUGGACAACAAUGCCGUGAAUCUUCUGAUGGCCUUUGCAAUGAGUGUUGGUGCUAUGGGUGCUGCAAGUUGGGCCUGGGGUUUAAAUCUGGCUGACUUGGCUUUGUGGUAGCCAUUGAGUGCUUGAAGCGUAUCUAUGACUCGCAAUGCUAUGACGAUUUUCAUGACGUUGACUGAUUCGAAAGACUAGAUUCUUGAUCCGUAGAAAAGGUAGGAAGGGGAGAAAGAAAGACGUGCAUUUGACACUCGCUAGUCGGCGGGUAAGGAGAGCGUCAUAAAGGAAUCGCUAUAUAUAAUAUCAAAGACCAUUACUCCAACAAUACCCCACUUCUUCACCGAACUGGCUAUGUCUUCGCCAAAAAGGCAGACCAGCAUGCAGCGGGUUAGCGCUGAUUAUACCUCUCUUGGACGACGGUUUGGUACCGUCGUCUCUCCCUCUCCAGAUAACUCAACGUGACGCUCUGGUCCCUGUGAUAGUCAAUGAAAU
Molecule: messenger RNA, 1518 nt
Organism: Aspergillus welwitschiae
Lineage: Eukaryota; Fungi; Ascomycota; Eurotiomycetes; Eurotiales; Aspergillaceae
Product: DUF92 domain-containing protein
Exons: 4
Coding region: 34-1143 (369 amino acids)
Cellular component (GO): membrane
Source: RefSeq, a predicted model, not a curated record